Peronospora belbahrii is the source of this 1233-nucleotide messenger RNA. Lineage: Eukaryota; Oomycota; Peronosporomycetes; Peronosporales; Peronosporaceae. The record is from the annotation of a GenBank genome assembly.
AUGACGUUGCCAGUAGUGAUUGCGCUCUAUCGGACGUUACUGCGGUCGACGCAGACACUACAGCGUCAAGUAGAAGCUGGUCAGUCGUUAUUUAAUGCUGUCCGCUCAGGUGCUGUGGCCUCGUACGCUGGUAUCAAGAGCGACUGGCAGCGUGAGCGCAUGUUUGUGCGUCGCUUGGAAGAUAUGGCAGUGUUCACGCGACGAAGACAAGAUAACAGGGCGUAUGCUGCUAUUGUACGCUCUGGGUUUUCCCAACCAGUGGGAAAUAAGGACAAAGCGGCUCUUGACGCCCGAAUUGACGCUGCCUUUGACGCGCUAAAGAGUGUAGAUGACCACAAUGCAUUAAUCCAUGAGUUUAAGACUCAUGGGCUUUUUGAACCCAAGGAACGGACAAAUGCAAUUGAGUUUUUGAUUGGCGAUGUGGUAGAAGUGAAAGAAAAGAAGCGAGGAGUGAUUUUCGCGUGGCAUGUGAUUACUGAUACAGAGCAACCAGCUGCCCGUCCUCGGAUUGUAUACGAUGUUUUGCCUCAUAGUCCUGGAUUUAGCUUUGCUAGUAAGUUAUGUGACGUGCCACAAGAUGAGAUACGACUGGAUCAAGCGCCAAAGGCUGUUGUGCACCCGGCAUUGUUGCUUUAUUUCGACGGAUUUGAUGGUACUCACCACAUUGCGUCUGAAGCUUUGGCAGCCAGAUAUCCAGGCGAUGUUGCUGCAAAACCUAAAGAAGACGCGGCUGUGACUAUCGUUACCCCGUCGAUCAUCCAACUUCAAUCUGCCAACGAAGGCGAACUAUUGACGUACCUGCGCUGUGACGAUAGCACGAUUGUCCAGUUUGCUGUGGCUGGUCUCGAGGGAAUGUGGCUUGGUGAGUAUGGAUCGAGUGCCCAAAAUGACGUCCAGCGCGCUGUGGAGCUUGCAACGCAGAAGAAAUGGGAUGAAGCUCGCGAGAUGCUGCAGCAAGUAGUGCACGACUUUUCCGAGUAUGCGUAUGCAUGGAACAAGCUUGCCAUGGUGGAGUAUCAGUGUGGUAAUUUUGGCAAAGCGCUUGGCCACUACGAAACUGCGGUCCAAUUGAAACCACAACUUGUCGAGGCUCUUGUAGGUCUCGGGAUGUGCGCUACAAGGCUUCAACGAUGGAGUGUCGCGCAUCGCGCUGCAGUACAAUUGCUAAAAGUGCAACCAAACAGCGACAUUGCCCGGAUGCUGAUUGAACAAGCUGUUUAUGCUACGCUGUAG